Molecule: messenger RNA, 2461 nt
Organism: Lepus europaeus (European hare)
Lineage: Eukaryota; Metazoa; Chordata; Mammalia; Lagomorpha; Leporidae
Gene: GALM
Product: galactose mutarotase
Exons: 7
Coding region: 219-1247 (342 amino acids)
Biological process (GO): beta-D-galactose catabolic process via UDP-galactose, Leloir pathway; glucose metabolic process
Molecular function (GO): carbohydrate binding; aldose 1-epimerase activity
Source: RefSeq, a predicted model, not a curated record
AAGAGGACAGCGAGGCUGGCUGCAAAGUUUGCCUUCCAGUCACCCUCAGGCAGACGAACGGUAGAGAAAGGCCCCAGAGGGUCUUUUUUGCAGGAGCCGUCACUCCCUAAAUCCAGGCGUGGAAGGGGAGGAGUGUGAGCUCGGUCCCGCCCCUUCUCCAAGAAACCGGACGCGCUCCCGGCUGGACGCCCCGAGUUGGAAGAGCCCGAACUUUCCCAAUGGUUUCGGUGACCAGAACCGUGUUUGGGGAGCUGCCCUCGGGCGCAGGGACGGUGGAGAAGUUCCAGCUGCAGUCAGAGCUGCUGAGGGUGGACAUCAUCUCCUGGGGCUGCACCAUCACCGCCCUGGAGGUCAAAGACAGGCAGGGGAGCGUCUCAGACGUGGUGCUCGGCUUUGCCGAGUUGGAAGGAUACCUGCAAAAGCAGCCGUACUUCGGAGCAGUGGUCGGGAGGGUGGCCAACCGAAUUGCCAAUGGCACCUUCACGCUGGAUGGGAAGGAGUAUCACCUGGCCAUCAACAACGGACCCAACAGUCUGCAUGGAGGACUCCGAGGCUUUGAUAAGGUCCUCUGGACCCCCCAAGUGCUGCCAAAUGGUGUCCAGUUCUCCCGCGUCAGUGCAGAUGGUGAAGAAGGCUACCCCGGAGAGUUAAAAGUCUGGGUGACGUACACCUUGGAUGGCGGGGAGCUCGUGGUCAACUACAGAGCACAGACCAGUCAGACCACUCCGGUCAAUCUCACCAACCAUUCUUACUUCAACCUGGCAGGCCAGGGUUCCCCAAAUAUAUAUGAUCAUGAAGUUACUAUAGACGCUGAUGCUUUUUUGCCAGUGAAUGAAGCCCUUAUUCCUACAGGAGAAGUUGCCCCGGUCCAAGGAACUGCAUUCGACCUAAGGAAGCCAGUGGAGCUCGGGAAACACCUGCAGCAGUUCCAUAUCAAUGGUUUUGACCACAAUUUCUGUCUGAAGGGAUCCAAAGAAAAACAUUUUUGUGCAAGGGUGCAGCACGCUGGAAGUGGGCGGGUACUAGAAGUGUACACCACUCAGCCUGGGGUCCAGUUUUACACGGCCAACUUCCUGGAUGGCACGCUGAAGGGCAAGGGCGGAGCGGUCUAUCCCAAGCACUCUGGUUUCUGCCUGGAGACCCAGAACUGGCCUAACGCAGUCAACCAGCCCCACUUCCCUCCUGUGCUGCUGAGGCCCGGCGAGGAAUACAACCACACCACCUGGUUCAAGUUUUCUGUGGCUUAAGGAAGUGUGAAGAUAGGACCCUGGAGACUGGAGGCCGGGAGUCCCCACAGCAGCCUGUCUCCUGUCCCAAGAUGGGAUGAGGAGUUAGAGGCUUUCAAAGUGAUCCUGUGUGUUUUAAAAUCAUACAGAUGGUAGCUGUCGUGAUAAUCAGGCUGAGUGUUGAUUUCCUUUUCCAAGACUGGCUCCAGGCCAUGGCUAACGAUCAGCUCUCUUCUCUGUGCAGUUCUGUGGGCAAGUCAGCUCAGCCAUCCGUGUCAUCUAAGCCCUGACUCCUGUCCAGAAGCAGUGCCCAGACUCUUGUGCUGUUGUUGCUUCCGCCUCUCUACCCUACCCUGUUCUUUCCUGCUCCCCGCCCUUCCUGUCUUUGAUGCUGCUCUCCUAACUUUUCUUUUUUUCUUUUUUAUUCUUUCUUUCUUUCUUUUUUUUUUUUUUUUAUUUUUGACAGGCAGAGUGGAUAGUGAGAGAGAGAGAGACAGAGAGGAAGGUCUUCCUUUUUGCCGUUGGUUCACCCUCCAAUGGCCACUGCGGCCGGCACACUGCGCUGAUCCGAUGGCAGGAGCCAGGUGCUUCUCCUGGUCUCCCAUGGGGUGCAGCGCCCAAGGACUUGGGCCAUCCUCCACUGCACUCCCAGGCCACAGCAGAGAGCUGGCCUGGAAGAGGGGCAACCGGGACAGGAUCGGUGCCCCGACCGGGACUAGAACCUGGUGUGCCGGCGCCGCAAGGCGGAGGAUUAGCCUAGUGAGCCGCGGCGCCAGCCUCUCCUAACUUUUCUAUUUCUUCCCCCCUCUAGUCCCUACCACAUUAUUCUGCUGCAGCACAAGAGUUUUCCAAAGUCAUACCAGCUCAUUCAGUAUGCCAACAAUUGGGCCUCUGUGCCUCUGGGAGGCAGCACCUGACUGACCAGAGAGGGAGCUCAGCUGAGAGACAGAGUGACCUCCCCACCACAAGCUACUAAAACUUGUAGCCAGGACUUGAGUUCAGGUCAUGCAAACUCAAGUCUCCUGCUUUGCCUUGCACCUGAGUCUGCGAGAGCACACCCAGGGUCGCUGAGGGGCAAGGAGGGGUGUGAGCCCUGCUCCGUUGGAGCCAGCUUUUCUUCCCAGAUUCACUUUUAUACGUGAUGUGUUUGGGGUGGUGGUUUUUGCAGAAAUAUAUCUUGUACCUGUUAUCUACUCUACUCAGUUGAAAUAAAACCCAAAUCUGCCUCUUCUGAA